GAGUUUUGUAAUUAUUCUGCCUUGGUAAAGUGCCACUGGAAGUUACAAACAAAGUGUUUUCCGAAUACUUUGACUUUCGACCAUUAUUCUGUGGGCAGAGCACAGGAGGUUCUCAUGUUAUGUGACUGCUCUGAAAAGAUCAUUUUUAGAGUAUUUCUUUUGCUGAAGUUGUCCUCAAUACAUGGAAUAUCACACCUUCGAUUUAGGACUCGAGAAAAGUUUGCUGAACAAUUAAAGUGAACUCAACAUCUUUUGUCUUCCAUUUGUGAUACUAUAGCAGGCAUGACUGUGUGCAUCAACUAUGAUUUGGAUGUACUCAAGAAGUGAAAGUUUCCACUGCUGUUAUUUCUGAAGAAAGCAUCCCUGAAGUGAUAUGUUCCUGAUCUGAUAAAGAUAUUUAUUGUGAGGCCAAUUGUCAUUGUAUUGAUGAAUCUGGAAGACAUGUAGAUGGUUCUCGAGCUUUCGAGUAAAUACAGUUGAACAACUACUGGUAGAAUUUUUUUCCAACAAUCGCAGUUGGUGGAAAAGUGAUUCUUUCUGUAAAACCAAAGGAAAUAGUUUUGGAAUAUCAUCUCUCUAGCAAGAAUAUCCUCAAAGAAACCUUAAGACAUUGGGUCCCAAAAUGGCACCAAUGGGUUCCUCUGAAAUACCCGCUAAGGUACCCCUUGACACUUUGGGGGUGACGCCCCGCCCUCGUCCCACCAGCAUGCCCAUCCCCCAGCUCAAUCUGGUUGGGUGUCGCUACGAACCUUACGUCCCGCCCUCCGGUGUCCGAGGCGGGCAGCACAUCCGGGACCGGAGCUGGUCCACCUGGUCAAGGCAGAGUGUCCACUCUACUCAUGUUGGUAGUGUAGGUGGAAGGGCCCACGUGGUGGCAGCCUUCGAGCAGAGCCUGUCCAACAUGACCAAUCGGCUCCAGCGCCUGACCUCCACAGCCGACCAGAAGGACAGCGAGCUCCAGGACCUGCGGGAGAAGAUCGAGCAGCUGAAGGUGGCCCACAUCAGCAACACUCAGGGACUACUCUCCAAUGGCAUAUCCAACGGAGGGGUGAUCGGCCAGAAGAAAUCCAGUAGCAACCAAGCGAGGGAAAACACAGGUACAGAAGGUCGUAUGACCCGUCAGAUGUCCACUGAUUCUAUGUCGUCAUUAGCCAGUAUGACAAGCAUGUCUAGCGUAGGAUCAGCCGUAACAGACACCGAGAUGCUGGAAUCAAAGAAGAAGAAGAAGAAAAAUUGGACAUCCUCAUCUGGUGAAAAGAUCCGAAGUUCAUUCCGAGCCGCGUUCACUCGUAAGAAGAAGAUGAGCGGUACGAUAACGGACACGGAAGAUAUGGAGAGCAACGUAUCGUUAUCGAACGGGAGUAUCCCGAGCAACGGGCAGCUUAAAACGUCCGCAUCCACCUCAGCGAUCUACGACUCGCCGGAGAGUAAAGAAAUGAUCACCGAUCUUAAGAAGCAACUGAGGGACAAGGAGAGUAAGUUGACCGAUGUCAAGUUAGAGGCCUUGAGUUCACAGCAUCAACUCGAUCAGCUGAAGGAAGCUAUGAACAAAAUGAAGAACGAGAUGAGUGUAUUAAAGCAAGAGAACGAGAGAUUACAGAGGCAAGUCUCGUCAAGAAGAUCAUUAGAAGCCAACUCUUCGCAAGCUUCCUUAAAUUCACUAGGUUCAUCAAAGAGACUCAGUAGAGAUUCUCUUGAUCGUCACAGAUUAAGUACACAUUCAGACCAUGGCAGUCUGGAUAUCUUAUUAGACGAUAACUCCGGUAUGACGAGCAACAGCAAACGUAUCGUCGUCACGGUAGCACUCGGCGGCCUUCAAGAUCCGUUGACCCAGCCUACAACGGUCUCCACACCUCUUCAAGAAGUUCUGAUAGGUACGAUAGGCAUCAGUAGCAAGACAAAUUGGGAUACGUUAGACAGUGUAGUUAGGAGAAUAUUCAAGGAGUAUGUGCUGAGAAUAGAUCCUGUGACCAACCUCGGCCUAAGUUCUGAAAGCAUCAUGUGCUACGUAGUGGGUGAGAUCAUGAGGACGAAGGAAUCGGAAUCACCGGAGCUUCUACCCUGCGGGUAUCUCGUCGGAGAAAACACUUCCAUCAGGAUAUUCGUAAAAGAUCAUUUACAGAACAGCUGCGAUUCCUUGGUGUUCGAGACCCUCAUCCCGAAGCCCAUCAUGCAACGCUAUGUAUCCCUUCUCAUGGAACACAGACGGAUCAUCAUGUGUGGACCCAGCGGGACGGGAAAGACAUACCUGGCGCAGAAACUUGCAGAGUACAUCGUCCACAGAUUAGGGAAAGAUGUGACACAAGACUCCAUCAACACCUUCAACGUUGAUCACAAAUCUGGGAAGGAACUUAAGCAAUAUUUAUCAUCGAUAGCAGAGCAGUGUGAGACAGGCGGUAAUGACAUGCCCCAGGUUGUGAUCCUUGACAACCUACAUCACGCUGGUGCCCUUGGGGACAUCUUCAGCGGCUUCAUCAAGUACCAGAAGUGCCCCUACAUCAUUGGCACCAUGAACCAAGCGACGUGCUCCUCAACGAACCUACAACUCCACCACAAUUUCAGAUGGGUGCUGUGUGCCAAUCACAUGGAGCCUGUCAAAGGCUUCCUGGGGCGCUACCUCCGCAGGAAGCUGGUGGAGUACGAGAUCGGCCACAACACCCGCAACAACGACCUGAUCAAGAUGGUGGACUGGAUGCCCAAGGUCUGGCUUCACCUCAACAAGUUCCUGGAGACCCACAGCUCUUCGGACGUGACCAUCGGACCAAGGUUGUUCCUGUCCUGUCCUAUCGACCUGGCAGGGUCUCAGGUCUGGUUCACCGACCUGUGGAACUACUCCAUUGUGCCCUAUCUCCUGGAGGCUGUCAGGGAAGGCCUACAGCUCUACGGGCGCAAGGCAUCAUGGGAAGACCCUGCGGAGUGGGUGAUCGACAGCUACCCCUGGAUGGCCAGCUCCUCCCAGGACUGGCCCUCACUUCUCAGGUUACGACCGGAGGAUGUCGGCUUCGAUGGCUACAGCAUGCACUCAGGGGUCAAGGGGUCAACGCAGGGUCAGCAAGGUCAAGGAGAGGUCGAAGGUGACCCUUUGUUCAACAUGCUAAUGAGACUCCAAGAAGCGGCCAACUGUCCCAACUCGCAUUCUUGUGACAGCGACAGCGUGGACUCGAUGGGUAUGAGCAGUGAGGACAUCUCUGUGGAAAUCACUGUCUGAAGAAGCUCGCACAGCCCCACCACAAUCUUGACCCACCCAUGGAUAGGAUGUAAAGUCCUAGGUGUGCACUCCUGGAUUUCCAGUAACAAUGGACUGGGAAAGAGAGUGUUGUCAACAAACGCCUUCAGCAUCCACGCAAAAGGGAAUGAUUUAUGUUUAGAACUUUAAAACUGAUGAUGAUGCCUUCGUUUGGACUUGGCAGUUUGGGGAAUAAAUAAGUCGUGUUUUGCGGCGUAAUCGGCGGGACAUUGAGCUAGAGGAGGUAUGGUGACUUGGCUUCCGUAAUUUUUUUUCAAGAAAUCAAAUUCAGUCACUUCAUAGCUGUAUAGAGACUGUGUGUUGGAUGCAUCUGUAGUAGUGAGGCAUAUAUGGACCUGAAUGACCUUUGCCUUAGGACAAUGUACAACGCGAUGCCCAGUAUCCAUUCAUUUUGUGUGUAUUAUGCAGAGAUGGAAAGCCAGACUGAGAGACUAAGGUUACUGAUGACAUAUCACUUCCAGCAACAAGGAAUACUGAGAUAUUGAGUGAUGAUUGUGGUGAUGUUGUGAUUUUAUAUCAUUCUUUCAUUUCGAUGUGGAGUAUGUUUUUUCGUGUCGUUUUCGAUGAAGUGCUUUACUACCGAAUUCAGCAAUACUUAACGGAGCAGGGACUCCGCCCACGGACCGACUGAUUGUAGGAGGUGAUUUUUAAAUGGACCAAUCAGGUCUGCCGGAUAGAUCUGAAGACCAACCAGAUUGCUUGCAAUUUUUCAGUGCUUCAUAGAGACAUUGCUCCAUUGUUUGUGCGUGAUGCGGACGAGAAAAGCAAGUGCAAGAUCAUCAUUAAACUGUGCAGCAAAAAAAAAUAUGCAUUAUGUAACGAGGAAUCGUUAAUAGAGUAUUACACGACAGAAUGGCACCAUUUAUUGUUCGAUGGAGGAUGGCAGGCUAUUCUGCAAAACAUAGACAAUGUUAAUUAAAUUUAGUUUUACAAAAGUGCAUUAUGACAGAGUUGUCAUGUAGUAUACAUGUAAUUACAUGUACAUGCUUACCACACAUUGAUGGUGUACAAAAAAAAUAUAUAUAUGUCUAUAAUUUUGUAUUAUAUGAUUUCAAAUUUGUGCAAAAUGUAGCAAAGCUAAAAAGUUGAUGCCAUUUAAAUUCUUGUAUAGAUAUUUUAUCGUUCACUUGUACGUAUGGGUCUGAAAUGUAUUACCUAUUUAUAUGCAUGCUUGUGAUUGUAUAUAAUGUUUUGCAACGCACUUUAAAAUAUUAAUUUAUUUUAGAUGAGAUACGGUGAGAUGCUACGCUUCUUACAAACUCUAUUAUGUGCAAAUAUAUUUCAUUUGUGAUCGAGCAUGAGCCUGCUUUUUCUUUGAGAUUAAUUUUAGCUGAAAAAAGGUAACUAGUUUGUCCUUAAAACGUCAUUUAUUCAGCAUUCUUAGUCUGUCUUUUCAUGGAAACUCAAAUUUUAGGGUGUCACUAUCGAUGUUAUUAUCUAAGUACUAUGUUCUACUUAUUUAAUGUUUAAGUUCUAUUUAAGUACUACUUAAGUACUGGCUAUAAGUACUAUGUUUGUACUAUGCUUGGCAGUGUCUCCUAAAGCUUAUUAACUUCUUUAAAGCAAGUUUCCACUACAUAAUCCAGCUCUAUGUGAUGCAUAUUCGUAAAUGUCAUUUCUUUUAUCCACAAAUUCUUCUUCGGCUGACAUGAUUCAAUUAAAAAUAAGUUGUCUUGUUGGAGCAAGAAGGUUGAAACAGUUGCUCACUUGGUCUCACAAAGUCCCAUACUAAAUGGGCGGUGUUCUGAUAGCAUGGUUUAGUUAAACCUGGGAUUAACUUAGACCACACUUUUAUGGAGUGCCACUUGUCAACUAAUUCCCAAAAUAAAAAUUGUUCAAAUACAGCUGCAAAAAGUUGUCAAUAAAUUAGUUGAAUUGUGAAAUGGGAAGAAUAGGAAAAUAUUUAAAAACAUGAAUUUUAAUUAAUUUAGUUGGUACAUUAUGACUACCAAGACUAUGGAAGAAAUAUUAAGCAGCCCAGCAUUCCAUAGAAGUGUGGUUUAAAAUUGUAGUUAAGACAGGGCUAAACCGGUUUAAUAAUCAGAAUACCUUCCAUUUGGUCUACUAUCAAUAUGAUUUAAUAUUGUCUAACAACUAAAUUCUAUACCAAAAAUAGGUAUAGCCUAUGAUAAUAAUAAGAUGGAAAUCAGACUAAAAUGCUGAGUAGACGAACUGGUUAUAGAUGAUUAGACCAUGUCAGAUCAGAUGACACGGAAAGUAGACCAAGCCAGAGUAAACCGGUCUGUAAUUUCCACAGUGGACAUACCACCUUUUGGCAGUAAAGUGAAAAGAGCAUUUCACCUACCCCAAUGCCAUUGAUCAUUUCUCUUGAUGUGUUUUUUUUUGCAGUAUUUGUGUAUAGAACCAUUUCAGUGCAAUUUGUUGUCGAAGUUAAUUUUUACUUACUAUUUUUUCUAUUUUAUAAUUUUUUUAUGAGGAAUUAAGGUGCUCUUUGCUUGGAAUCCUUGAUUUUCUUCAAUUUUUUAGAAGUUUUUGAACCAAUGUUCUCAUUUUUCAUUUAAUCUCUAUGUGUAUGUCAGAAUUUAUGAAUGUUUUUUUUAAAUCCUGCCUAAUAUUUUAGAAUAUGCGUGUCAUUGGAAGUGGAAGAAUAUUGAUUUUAAUUGAACUUUUAUCAGACAAUUGUUUCUGAGAAAAGUUACAAAUAAUUGUCCGAGUAUUUUCAUCAAAAUACUUUUCUUUUUAAGUUCUACGAUUUCAAAGUAAAUUUCAAAUGCAAAAUAUCCUGAUUUCUCUGGAAGGGAAAAAUGGCAUUACAAAUAAUUCCAGUAAAUACUGAGUUGUUUGUGAGGUGAAGCUGUAUUUGUUAGUUUUGUGCCAAAGCAAAUUUUUGAUGAAUUUUACAUUAUAAAAUUUUGAGAAUUUUAUUUUCCAAACAAUUUUCAUUCAAUCCAGAACAAAAUUUACUCAGACAGUCGCGACUAUUAGUCAUAAUAGUAAUUACAAUCAGUUCUUAGAGACGCAUAAUACCAUAUAAAUCGUGUGGUACGUUAUGACUGUUGUCUACCGUUAGACAAUAAUUGAACUGAUGGAUACAUGUAGGUGAAAUACAAUGUCUGUGAAAUUGAUUCAUAUAUGUUGCAAAAUGAAAGAACUGUUUGCCAUGCUACGAGUAUGGUGCUUCAGUGCUUUUUUCCCCAAUUCAUGUAGUCAAAAUGAUUGACCAACCAUCAGGCAAAUUCUUUGAUAUUUAGUCUGUAGUCUGUGGCUUCUCUUUAAGAAUAGGUCAUCACAUGUAAGUUACACUGUAGGCAUUUUUAGUUUUUACAUGUACAUGCACUGUACGAGCUAUACACAUUAUAAGUGAACAAUUGCUUGAUAGCCGGCUACACAAUAGACAAGCAAAAUAUUUUGUUAUAGCAAGGAGUUACCAGUUUUAGUCGACUUGAGAUCAAUGUUUAACUUAUCUCAUGAAUACCGUUUUUUGCGCACUUAUCAUUUAAGUCUAUGUCCACUGCACAUGGAUUUGUGUACAUGUGUACAAAAUGUCUACGCACUUAGCUGGAUCAAGGAAAUUGUGCUUACCUGUUUUAUCUUGCAUUCUGCCUUUUUAUAAAUUAAAAACAACUUUUUAUUUCACUUUUUUAUUUUGAUUUUAAAUUAAUGUUCAGUGUUUUGUGACAAACAUACAUUAAAUGAAAUGUAGGACUGCGGAUUUUCAUGAAGAAGUUAUAUGCAUGAGUAAAUGAAAGGGUGAUUUUUCCCUUUCUUUGUAUAAAACUAGUGCAAAAUUUGACGACUACUAUAUAGUAAUUUUGUAUAAAAGAGAAAGAUAUUAUAAAAGGAAGAAAGUUUCCAAGAUUUAUGAUGUGGUUUAUAUAAUUGUGAUUUUUCUAAAGAUGAUUCUUUGUUUUGUGUAAAAUCUAGUACUUCUCACUUUUUUGCUGAAAAGUAAAUAUUUCCUCCCAAAUCACAAUAAAAACAAACUAUUUCAAAGCA
Molecule: messenger RNA, 7204 nt
Organism: Lytechinus variegatus (green sea urchin)
Lineage: Eukaryota; Metazoa; Echinodermata; Echinoidea; Temnopleuroida; Toxopneustidae
Product: neuron navigator 2-like
Exons: 16
Coding region: 623-3208 (861 amino acids)
Biological process (GO): nervous system development; neurogenesis
Molecular function (GO): ATP hydrolysis activity; ATP binding
Source: RefSeq, a predicted model, not a curated record